AUGUGUUGUUUGUGCUCUGGCCCGUAGAGAUGUGUACAGGAGGAGAAGGGAGCGGGUAGCUAACCGAGCUAGCUGGAUCUUCCCGAUCACGGCUGAACGUGGUCAUGUUGCACACGGUAGGCUUCAUCUCAUGAAAAACGCCCGCGUUGGAUUACCGCGCUGCUAAAAGGGCAAAGGGACUUGUUGUUUUGUUUUGUGUUUUGGACGGAAUAACAAAGCCGGUCCGUGAGGAUUGCGAAUCUGAGCCGUUGCGAGUCAGCGUUAGCUGGCCUAGCCGGACUCGGGAGCUCGUCUCCCAAAACAAGAAUGGGGUCUAGGUCCACUCGGAUUAGCUUGCUAGUAAAGUGACCUUUGAUUGUAUUCUGUGAUGGCAAAUUUCACGAAUUACCAGGAAGGCAAGGCAGCGAUGUUGAUGGUGGAGACGCAGCAGAGGGACGCGGGGACGAAAUCUGCUGCCGCCACCGCAAACGGAGACGGCUCGGUCGGGGAACCCCCUUCCCCGUUAAUUAAUAUCGGCGGAGGAGGAGGCGGCGGCGGCGGCGGCGGCUCUCGUUUCCAUCAACAUUUACCGCCCUCCAACCACCAACACCUCGGCCACCAUCAGCCGCCAAAGGAUCAGCAGCAGCACCACCACUACCAGCUCGCUCCGCAGCAGCAUCUCUCCGGAGAAAACAUCGCGGAGUCCCCGGUAAGGAAAGCCUCCUCCUCGUCUCUCAGCCAGGUAUACGCCGCUGAGGACCCCGCCGCUUCCUCUGCCGCAAGCAGCAGCAGCAGCGGCAGCCAUGUAUACGCGGCUGUGAACGUCGCUAACAGCUUAGACGUUGUGGAUGAUAUUCGAAAAUGUGGAUAUUUAAGAAAGCAAAAACACGGACACAAGAGGUUUUUCGUGCUCCGGGCUGCCAGCCACCUCGGGCCGAGCCGCCUGGAGUACUACGACAGCGAAAAGAAAUUCAGGAACAGCCUGCGCUCCGCUGCCGCGGCCGCCGCCAGCGGCGGAGCGGUCGCCCCGUCUCCCCCGAAAAGGGUUAUUUACCUCUACCAGUGCUUCACGGUAAACAAAAGGGCGGACUCUAAAAACAAACACCUCAUUGCCCUUUAUACUAAGGACGAGUACUUUGCCAUUGUGGCUGAAAACGAGCAGGAGCAAGAGGACUGGUACGUAGCUGUCAGUGAGUUAAUGAGUGAGGGCAAAAAAGGGCACUUGGAUUCUGACGAUCUAGAUGAUGGAUACGGUACAGUCACGCCUGGUACUGUGUUUAAAGAGGUGUGGCAGGUGAAUGUGAAACCUAAAGGACUGGGUCAAACUAAAAACCUCACAGGUGUUUACCGGCUAUGCCUCUCAACUAAAACCAUUCACCUCGUAAAGUUGAACUCAGAAACCCCCUGUGUUAACCUUCAGCUGAUGAACAUCAGACGCUGUGGACAUUCAGAAAGCUUCUUUUUCAUUGAGGUGGGUCGCUCCUCCUCUAUUGGGCCCGGGGAGAUAUGGAUGCAGGUGGAUGAUUCUGUUGUGGCCCAAAACAUGCAUGAGACCAUCUUGGAGACAAUGAAAGCCCUGAAAGCGUAUGCAGAGUUUCGGCCCAGGAGUAAGAGCCAGUCAUCAGGCUCCAACCCCAUGCCGUUUAUCACAACACGGCGCCACCUGGGCAACCUGCCACCGAGCCAGACGGGCCUGCAGCGGCGGUCGAGGACGGAGUCCGUCGUCGGCACGCCGCCAUCAAGUAAGAGCUCUGGGGCUAGUGGUUAUCGCUUUCGAACAUCCAGUGAGGGUGAGGGGACAAUGAACCGGCCGUUCCGCUCCGCCACAGGAAGCCUGGUUCACCUUAACUCCGCGCGUGCCCAUCAUGGUCGUCAGGAAGGGGGUAGCAGCGGCGGAAGUGGUGUCGCCACAGGAAACGCUGGCACCAGCACUGGUAGCGCACGCUACGUCAGAGCCAUCCCAGGGUCAUCGUCGUCUAUCUACCACGCCCGCUCCGCAUCGCUGCCAGUCUCCCACUUCCCCUCCACCACCAGUCCAGUGAGCGUCUCCUCCAGCAGUGGCCACGGCUCCGUCUCUGACACGCUCACCCGCCCGUCAAGUGCCUCGAUAUGCGGCUCCCCAUCUGAUGGCGGCUUCAACUCCUCAGAUGAGUAUGGCUCCAGUCCUGGUGACUUCCGGUACUUCCGGGUGCGGAGUAACACACCAGACUCCCUGGGCAACACCCCACCAAUCAGAGAAGAGAACUGUCUAAACGAUUACAUGGCCAUGGGCUGGAACCGGGAGGUCUUCGGCACCACCGGGGGCUCUGGAAACAACAGUGGAGCUGACACGCCGCGGGAUGAGAGCACGUCAACAACAGAGGAUGAACGCUUGUCCACAUCAUCAUCGCUGAGGAGGAGGACUCACUCUUUCUCUAGACAAGCUGGUGGUGCAGCUGGCGGUUCUGGCGUGGCAGUUUACCAGAAAAUGACCCAGACCAACUUAUCAUUGGACGAGGGGUCAGAUGUUGUGCUGCCAUUCGGCAGUGGGCUGCUUCGUGGUGGGCCAUCCUCCUCCUCUUCCUCGCUCCGCUCUGACUACAGCUCCUGCUCCGAGCACAGCCAGCAGAGCCGUCCCUCCACCCUCUCCCAAAUGGAGGCCGGUGGCGAGCGCCCGCCCCUUUCCUCCUCCUCUGCCAAGGAAGACAGCGGCUACAUGCCCAUGAUGUGUGGCGUGGCUGCGUCGCCGCGGGACACUCCUCCCGACUACAUGCCUAUGCAACCCGGCUCUUACUCCCAUCCCGUCUCCCAUUCUCCUCAGUUUCACAGCCCAGCUUUAGGUCCCCGUUCAACCCACCAUCACCCCCACCCUCAGCUUCAAUCCUCCACAGACUCCCAAGGCUACAUGAUGAUGCUCCCAGGGGGCAGCGGCAGCUCCCCUUCUCCAGGACAUGCCUCCCCCAGCCCCCACAGUAGCUCCAGCAUGGCAGGUGCCAGUGGGAGUGACAGCAUAGCAGAAAGACCUGAGAAUGGAGAAUAUAUGGACAUGUCGUACAGCAGCAGUGGGGGGCGCAAGCUCACAAAUGAAGGGAGCAGUGGGUAUUACACACCUGGCACACCUGAGGGCACCCCAAAGUCUUACAGCCCGUAUUUUUCCCUCCCUCGCUCUUACAAAGCCCCCACUAGAGAGAGGGAUGAGAAGGAAUAUGGGGAGUAUGUUCCUAUGAGUUCUCCUGCCAAGCCAGUCUAUUCAUCAGUUGCCACAUCUUCCAUGUCAACACCAGAGAAGAGGGGUGGGGGAGGUAGUAGCACCUCCACUCCAUCUCACCCACCCCCACCUUAUGGAGCUCAUCAUACGACCACAGUGAUGGCUGACCGUCGCGUUGUGAGGCCUAACCGCCUCCCGUUAGGCAGAAGAAGCUUCCAUGGUCCUCUGCGGGUUAGUGAGCCCUCCACAGUGUCUGCGGGCACCUCCACCUCAGUCCCCACGACUGUCGGCUCAUCUGAAGUGCCCUCCAGUCCCGGAGAGUAUAUUAACAUUGAGUUUGGGGAUCACUACCCCCACCAACAACAGCCCCCCGCUUAUCCUCUCUCUGCCCAAGACGAAGCACCUUCUCUGGGAUCCAGUAACCACCGUCGCUCCCCUCCCCAGCCCCAAACUCAACAGGACUAUAUGAGUGUUGAGGUGGGAGUAGACCAGCAGGACAGCACUGCAUGUGUAGGUAAAACCCAGUCUCCCAGACCCAGCCUUGUGGCCCCCUGGAACCCACCCAGCUAUAUCCGACCCCUGGCUAGCAAUCCUGGGGUUCUGGCCUCCCCUGGAGUCCCUGCCGGAGGUCACUGGAGGUCGAUGGGGGACGACUACACAGACAUGACUUUUAACCUCAGAGGUGAGAGGACGCAAACAAGCCCCACAGCCAUGCUGCAGCAUCUCUGUGUUAUUGAGGGACGUUACAGCCACGCCCCCUCCGCCGCCUCCUCCUCAUCCAUGUCUCCUCCUCUCCCUCCGUCGAGCCCAAGCAGGGCACCAACACACCAGCUGGAACCCAAGGUGGUUCGGCCCGACCCCCAAGGCAGGAGGAGACACAGCUCUGAGACAUUCUCCUCUACGUCCUCCUCUAAUUCAACUCCCUCUGGAGGAGGACUUGGGCCUUCAUCCUCAGCCACCCACACCGCACAGGUUAACCCCACGGCCCCUAAUGGAUCUUACCUAUUGGAGGGUCAAGCUUCCAGAUGGGCCAGCUCGGCAUCUUUUGACAGUAUGUGGGUGUCCAUGGACUGUCUAGGGGACUCGCUGGCUCACCACACUCCAUCAAGAGCCGUGGAAGUGGGCACGGCCUCCGGGAUCUCUGCAUCCCCCUCCCCCUCGGGGGCCGGAGCUGCCAGAAUGUGCAGGAACAUGUCUGUGGGCUACCAGAACGGCCUGAACUACAUUGCCUUGGAGCUGAGGGAUGACGGGAGUAAUACCGCAGCCUUGGCGUCGGGAGCUGGUAGCAGCAAUGGUAGCUCAACGGCGGCGGUGGCGGCGGCAGGGACGGUGCCUCUGCCGGAGAACGGAGCCUACGCCAGUAUAGACUUCAUCAAAUCUGAUGGAGUCACCACAACAACCAAGGACUGAGUGACGGGUCGAUAGAGGUUCCAUACCUUCCUCCUCAUCAUAUCUGCUCGGGGCACUUGACUCUGCUCGUGACCUAUGGCCUCAACCCUGCCGGUGACCUCUGACCUCUUCACCUACCCUGAGAGGCCGCUCCAUCCUGGGUGCAGAAAAACACCAACAACAUAACAACAGAUGACAAAAACGCUUGCGGUUUUUUAGUUUUUAUGUGUAUGUCAUCUUUUAUUUUUUUGUGUUUUUAUAUGCAUAUCUUGUCCUGUUGAUUUUUCCCUCUCACAAACCCCCCCCCCAUCAAAGUCUUGUCAGAUGGUUCUGCUUCUCCGUACGAUUUUAAUAAAGGGAGGCUAGAAUACUAAGCAAAGGCAUUAUGGUACAGAAACUUAUAUGUUACAUUGAAUUUAAAAUAUUAAUUUUUUAUCUUUUAUUAGUCUUUUUUACCCCAUGCAUAAUCCAUCCUGGAUACGGUACCGUACAGUUAUUACAUUGUGGACAAAAUUGUAUAAUGUAUUAUUUUUUUUUUUUAUGGAUUACAUGGUACAAGCUGGUGGCUGGAUGGAAAGUACCGUGCUUGUUUCCAUACUUUUCUGAGUGAGGUACGGCACAGUACCAGCACCCUUUGGAUUACCAUUUUUGCGUAGCGUUUGUAUCUCAGAGACAAAAUAUUGCGUCUGCGGGCCAGUUUCUAAUACGAUGUACUGUGCCAGUAUGAGUUUGUCACAGUGUGCAGCAUUACUCUCCUCAUAUUCUGUUGCACAUAUUAUUUAUUUGUUGCGAUAGGUACAAAUAUUCCAGUACAUUUCUUUGUUUGCUUUCAUGACACUCGGUACUCGGCAUUGCGGGGAACACCGGCCACCAAUCGAAUGCUGGAAAGUUUUAUUCGUCUUAAAACUUACUCCUCUCAGAGCCUCUUUGCUGAUAAGGGAAUCAAACUGAGGUGUUUAAAGGAAUAGUUCAACAUUUUAAGAAAAAUGUAUUCUAUUCCCUUGUGUUACAUGAGAAGAUUGAUACCCCUCUCAUGUCAGUCUGUUAAAUACAAAGCUACUGCCAGCAGCUGGUUAGCUUAGCUUAGCAUAAAGAAUGGAAGCAGGGGGAACGGCUAGCCUGGCUCUGUCCAAAGUUGUAAAGCCCACCUGUAAAACUCUGUUUAACAUGUCAUGUCUUGUUUGUUAAAUCCAUAGAAAUAAGUGAUAUAUGAGGAGUUAUAUGCGGGACUAUUUCCUGAAGUCUUGUCAUCACCCAUCCCUCUGUAAAAUGGAGAAUUGUCGCUUUUACAUGUGGCUUCUGCAACAAGUUAAACAAACGAGAUAUAACAUUUUAAUUAGUGAGCUUUAGAGUUGCUGAUAGGUGGAUUUAGUCACUUUCAGACAGAGCUAGGCUAGCUGUUUCCCCUGUUUGUUUAGCAUAAGUCUUUAUGCUAACCUAAGAUAACCCAGCGGCUUUCUCUACUACAUAUAAAACAGAAAACGAACUAUUCCUUUAAAAAAAGACAUUAGUAAUAAAUGAAGGAGCUUGUAGAGGAAACUCAGCUGCUAUGGCCGUUGGAUGGAAAAAGUUGUUUUACCGCCCUGCUGCUCGGUUACGUUAGCUUGAGGAACUUGGUAAACGGAAGAAGGACAUUUUUAUUUUUUACAUUUUCAGUUUUACCUCAUACGGUCCGCAGCAUAGUUCAAGUUAGCGAGGUUGAGUGGCAGCAACACAAACGCACGCCAUAUAGAGACACACAACGCUGUGAAAGGUAAAAGGACAAAGUACAGACGUUGACCCUGGGAUGCAAACACAAGACUAAUGCACACUCAUGAAAUCUCUGCAAGUGAACCGUAUACUGUACUUUGUAGGCAGUAGCAUGUAUGCUGACACACAGAGUAAUCAUGCAGCCCUCGGCGACUCUAACUCCUGCGUGCCCCGUUUCUGCGCUUUGUCAGUGGCUCUUGAUGACGUCCAUGACAUUUCACUUACACACACAUAGGCAUGCCGGGGUGUUCUUCAUUGGCUCUGGGUGACAGAAAGAGGUUUCCAGUAACCUGAGCUCCAGCUCCAGGUGCAGCGCGCUGGUCAUAGUUGCCCUGUUACACACAGCCACAUGUAUGCGCACACAAGUUGGGGCAGGCCGUGAACACCCACCCCAGUCUUAGCCGGGCCUUGCUGCCCCUUCUCUCUCACACUUUAACGGACUGAUAUGCCCAUAUUUAGCAUUUCUACCCGCGCUAGUCUCCCAUGACUAUUACCCACAUGACUGUUUUCAUAUAGAGAAAUGUGCAUAAACACAAAGACGGACAGCUAACGCAGCCCACAGAAUUUCAUUCUUUUUGUUCAGUAUUCACUCAUCUGAUGCUAUCUUCGCCCCGUUCCUGAUUUUUCCCUUUUUUUUUUUUAUCAGCCCAUUCUUUUUUGUUGUUUUUUAAUUUGUUUGGACGGAUGAAGGCUUGUCACUCUCACCGCGCUUUUGUGUGGGACGCAUCAUUAUUGUCCAUUUAGGGCCCCCGCACAGCAGGGAUGCUAAACUGGGAGGGAGGGACUGAGCUGAGGUAUAUUUAAAUUAUUUGGUUUAGAGAGCAGCAGUAGUGUGUUUUCCAGUGACUGCAGGGACUGGUCUCAAAGUGAAGGUCAGUUCGUGGUGACUGACGGCUUACGUGAUGCUCUCUGAACUGCACAGAUGCGGUGAACUCUGCACAUCUGGUACUCCAUGUUCAGUGAAACACAUUUUCAUCUACUGUUUGAAUCGCGUUGAUGCACCUAUCUGAUCACAGAGUGUGUCAGGUAUUUUGUCAAUGUCAAGACUGACUCAUUAAAGGGGUAGUUUGGGAUUUUUGAAAUUAAUCUGUAUGAUGUGUAGGCUACCUAUAGUAGAUGGCAGUCAGCAUGUCCCCAGUCUGCAGAAGCAGAGUUGAGAAAAAGCUAAGCAAUGUACUGCUGUGGACAGGAUCCAAGUGUACGCUGUAUUUAGAAUAUUUUCAGCGUUUCCUUGCUGUUGCACUCAUGCGUAGGAAUACAGAAGUUCCAAAGGAAAUAGCUGUCUGAUGGCAAAGUAAGCGCUGAAAAUAUUCUAAAUAUACCGUACAAUUGAACUGAUAAGUUUUUUUUCCCCUCCGGAGUGCCUUCUUUUAGGUGGUUAAAUACAUUUUGCUACAGACCCUGUCCACAGCAGUACAUUGCUUAGCUUCUUCUUAACUCUGCUUCUCCAAACUGGGGACAUGCUGACCGCCACUGACAUACGUACCUCAUACAGGCUCAUUUCAGAAAUCCUGAACUAUGCCAUUAACCAACAUUAUAACACUUUCUUGCAAUCACCAAAACAUUUCAUAUCCUAGUCCAAGACACAAGCACACCCAUUAGGCGCUCCACUUAAAAUAUAUUUCAAAUAUCGUUACCACUUCCCUCCAUCCCAUCUCCCUUUUAAGCGAUGAGGCUGUCUGUGUGGCUCAAAGCGUGGAGGUUAAUGCCAACAUUGUCUGUACCGUUGACUGUAUAUAAAGAUGGACGACUUCGACAGCUCCUCAAAAUUGUAGACAAAACAUCUCAAUUGGCGUGGACGAAAAAGAUUAAUAAGUAAUAGUACACAUCAAAUAAAAUUUUUCCUAAAGAGUGUUGAUUUUUCUGACGAGUUUGGUUUUAAUUAGUUAUUAGAUGCUAUAAAAAGGAGUCAAUGUCGCAGGUGCUGUAUUUUCUUUCCCUGCAAAGAUUUUCGACAACUUUGCCUCUGAUUGGUUCGUACUCGUUGCCUCUGUUGGUUAGGGGUAGGGUGGAGUCAGGGAUAGCCAAUCGGCAGUAGAGUAUGGAGCAGGACUCGACACAGAGCUCGUGUCCAUCAAAUGAGAGUUGUCAUAAAUAUGGUAUGUUAAAAAAAUUACCAGCCAGGAUUAUGGCUUCAUUUUUGUACUGUGGGAGGAAGUGGAGACACGUCGUCCAUCUUUAUAUACAGUUUUUGUUUGGUACAGUAACAGGAAACAGGAGAAACCCCCUUUUUACCCGCUAAAUGCUCUCUGGAGGGUUGGGAUAAAUAAGCUAAACUUCCCCCGCAGCAGGCCCUGUGAAAAUCCAUAAAAUGCUGUUAGGAUUUUAAGCCUGUGUGUCUUAAAUGUACAAUAAGAACAAUCUGAGUUAUUUUCCUUUUUCCCCUUGAGCCCUUUAAACAAACAAAGAAUUGAAUAUAAGAAUAUUUAGGCUGCUGUGACCUGAGACAAACAAGAACAUCUUUUGUUUGUUAUGUUUGGAAAAUGUUUUUUUGUGUGCUACAGUGACGUGUUGCUUUUGAGUUUUCAAAGCUAUGGCAAAAAUGGUUGAGCUGGAUAUUUUUUUGGGGGGGGGGGGGGGGAUUUCCCUUAAUUUAUUUAAAGCAUUAUUCAAAAAUGGAUAUUUGUCCUUCAUGUCUGAUUGCCUUCAUGUUGAAUUUUACCCCGUUUAAUUCUUUGUCAUGACUGAAUUCAUUUACACAGAAUCUGUGUUUAUUACGGCAACAAUUCAACCUCAAAACUGUCCUCAAUGUUACUGAUAAUGAAGUUGAAAAUCAGCUCUUAGGAAUUUUUAUUGUUAGGGGGGGAGAAAUGAGAAAGAAAUGAGACCUACGUAAAAUAUAUAAUCCUUGCAGAGAAGAGUUAGGGUACUGCAUCAUUAUGCAAACUUUUAUUUCCCUUUUUACUCUAAUCUUUUGGUUUAUUUUGUAUUCUAGUUUACAGAGGGAAAAUAAUCAUCUUAUUUUUGGUUGUUUUGUUGCAUUGGGGCAACCUUGUUUCUCUGAAGACAAAGUGAUACAAGGGUAGUAUUUUUUUUAAGAGUACAUAGGCAUUUUGCAGUUAUUUGUAUAAAGAAAUGGGUUACAACCUCUGCCUAAUGUUUAUUUUUUGUAACUAUAUUACAGUUUAUUUGCUGCUGUGUAGUACAGUUGGAAAUGCUGUCGAUGGCAACCAUAAUGAUGAAGAUGAUUUUCAUUGCCCUGCUAUCAGGCCUGUUUACUCCCCCUAAACCUUCCGGAGAAUUUCGGUGGUAGGGGGGGGAGCAAAUCCCACUCUACCCUGCUACCUGUGUUCUUAGUUUCCGAGUUGAAUGCUGUUGUUGAUUAGCUUUACAGGAAAGAGAGUUUUAAAAAAAUACUGUGGAGGUGUGUAUCCUUCGUAUGUGCAUUAUUUUUCAGCAAUGUACGUCCUAUAUACAAAAGAAGAAGAAAAAAUAGUUUAGAAAAUAAGAGAAAACUGGUUGAAAUGGAAAUCCUCCUUCUGUAAAUAAGGAAAACUCAAGUUGUCGCUUUUUUCAUGUUAUGAUCGGUGCCUCAGCAGGUGCCCCCUCCUUAUUUUGUUUUUGUUUUAUUUCCUUCUCUUUCUUUCGCUCUCUUUUUUCCUCAUAGAGGGAAAGGGGGGUAGGAGGGGUACUCAGAGGCGAUUUGAGCAUCGGCAUAGUGUUUAUAUUUAUCAAAACUUUUUUGCUUUCGAUAGAGCUAUUGCAAUAAAAAUGUGUUCAUGUAACCGC
Micropterus salmoides (largemouth bass) is the source of this 10033-nucleotide messenger RNA. It is a transcript of the gene irs4b, whose product is annotated as insulin receptor substrate 2-B. The transcript has 2 exons. NCBI's taxonomy places the organism in Eukaryota, Metazoa, Chordata, Actinopteri, Centrarchiformes, Centrarchidae. Gene Ontology annotation, molecular function: phosphatidylinositol 3-kinase binding; insulin receptor binding. The record is from RefSeq and is a predicted model, not a curated record. Gene Ontology annotation, cellular component: plasma membrane; cytosol. Gene Ontology annotation, biological process: insulin receptor signaling pathway. Bases 368 to 4576 code for a protein of 1402 amino acids.